GCAAGGACCUUUACAGCAUCCAAGCAAUGCCAUCCACCUUCAAGUUUCCCAAGAACAUCUCCAAGUACGUGGUGGAUUGGGGUGCAAUCGAGGUCGCGGCUUACCCGGUCCAGGACGACAUGAAAAGGUAUGUGGAGGCACUCGCCGCGAGUGCCAAGUUCCGCAUUUCUGGCGAAGCAACGCCGGAAACGAUGCGCAGGUUCUACUACCUGGCAUCUUCAGAUCUGGCGCUCAAGGGAUAUGAUAUGCUUCCCAUGAACGCCCACGGCGUCUCCCAGUUCAACUGCAAUAUUUUCUACGCGCUGGGGCACGAGAUCUGCGGGGGAGAAACGGACGAGUACAACAUCGCCCGGGUAUUAUACAAUACCAAUAAAAGUGCAAAAAAUCUUGCAGCGAUUAUUGUUGGUGGAAAGGCUUGGGGAUCACUGAGGAAAGUUUAUGGCGGAUCCUUUGAGACUGCGCGCGUGGCAACACAAGAAGAUCAGGUCCUCAAGGACAGCAACGCCAAAGCAUUUUGCGUGAGUCGCAACCGCUACAGCUUCAAUUACAUCGCCUUCGAGCAGCUAGCGCAGCCACCCUCCACAGCCGCCAGAAGCCUCAUCAACCAGUACCUCCGAGCAGCAGACAUUCAGCCUGGAGGACGGCAAGUUCUGUUUUGA
Symbiodinium necroappetens is the source of this 659-nucleotide messenger RNA. The record is from the annotation of a GenBank genome assembly. NCBI's taxonomy places the organism in Eukaryota, Dinophyceae, Suessiales, Symbiodiniaceae.